AUGAAUAUUGACUCCCAUCAGGCUAAGCGGCGCGAUAGUGCUCGAAAAGAUAUGUUGAAAGAGAAGAUUCAAGAGCAUCGAGCUUUUGCAAAAACCAUUUCGCCUUCAGCUUUGGAAGAGCCCGUCCUGCAGAGCAAAGUUGAUGGCUGGAUCGCUAGCUUUGAUUUCGGCUUCAUUGAAGGUAUCAUGUUGCUAGAUGCAGAUCUCGACUGUCUCCAAGAGCGCGCAACCCGAGACGAUAGCUCCAGUGAAGCCCACGAUGAUGAAGAUGACGAAGUUGACGAAGAUGAAGAUAAUGAGGAUGAUGAGGAGAUUGACGAAGAAGAGCAAGCCAGGUAG
This is a messenger RNA of Bacidia gigantensis, 339 nucleotides long. RefSeq lists its product as uncharacterized. The record is from RefSeq and is a predicted model, not a curated record. Lineage: Eukaryota; Fungi; Ascomycota; Lecanoromycetes; Lecanorales; Ramalinaceae. The transcript has 2 exons. Bases 1 to 339 code for a protein of 112 amino acids.